GAGAGAGAGAGAGAGAGAGAGAGAGAGAGAGAGAGAGAUAAAGGCAGAGAGAGGGAGAGAGAGGAGACCAAGUGAAAGAGUGGGUUGCCUUGGUAGCAGGUCAGUGAACAGGAACACUUGGACAGGACAGAACCAUACCCAGGCUUGAGUGAUGUCAUCAGAACCAGCAGAAUCCUAGUUCAGAAGGUUGAACAAAACAGCCAGUUGGACCUGAGAAUUCCCCUGAAAACAGAAAGGACUAUUUGGAUUAGAGACAGCACAGUUAUCUUGAGUUGUGCGGAGACCACCGAAGGAACUUGAAGACUCUUGAACGGAGAGAACGAGGGGAUUUUAUCUGUGGAGAGGAGGACAUGAUUUAGACUGACUUUGUGGUCGGUGGCUGAAAAUAGAGUGGCCAAUGAGGUUUGGAUGUAAACACACAAGUGUGUUUUUGCUGGAUUUCAUGGCUGGAGAUCAAAGACGACCAUGAGGAAGACUGAGGAAGGGUUUUAGUGAAUACUGCAGCACAGCUCACACUUGACUUAGCUUGGACCAUGAAACAACAUUUAUUUUACAGUCUUUCAAAUUAAGAUUGAGAUUAAAUCGAGCGCUCAGUUUUGUCAUUACGGACUCCAGAACUGUCUGAUCUGAUCAAAAUCAGAUCUAAAGGACAUAACGAACAUUUAUUUGAACCACAACUACUCUCUGUGUGGACCAAUGAAACAAUCGGAUCAAAUCAAAGACACGCCCCUCCCCUCCGUCUUCGACCAAUCCUGGGCCUCGUUCCUCAACCCUGCUGGACGUCUGCGCCUCAACACUUUGGACUUCUCCGACCUGUGGGAUGAGGAAGAUCUCGGAUUGGACAGCACCGAGGAAGAUGGAGGCCCCGCCCAAAUCCCUCCUCUUCCACCGAUCCCUCCACCUCUCCCACCCUCAGCUCCUCCACUGUCCCGUACCUCCCCGAAGGGUCGGCCGCCGGGGUGUCGUACCCUCAGGCUCCACUGGAGGGAGCUCCAGAGUCUGCCUCCCCUGCCCAGGGUCACCCGCUUCGGGACUCAGACCAUCUGGGCCGGCCUGGAGCCCGUCAACCUGGACACCAACCGCCUGGAGUACCUGUUUGAGAGCAAGGGAAACAGCGCCAUCUGCAGUCUACGGUCAGGAUGGCGGAAGCAGCCGUUGGUGUCAGUUCUGGGUGUAAAGCGCAGUAAUAUCAUCACCAUAGCCCUCAGUAGCCUGCCCCCUCCCUGCCUCCUGCCCCCGGCCAUCUACAGCAUGGACACCAGUGUGCUGGACCGAGAGGACAUCCAGCGUCUGCAGGCCCUAGUCCCUACUGAAGAGGAGCUGGGCCUCAUCAGGGAGGCCCAGUCCCAGGCCCCCCGCUCGACUCUGGCCCCAGCUGAGCUCUGCCUCCUCACCUUGGGAAGCAUCUCUCACUUGAGCUCCAGGCUUCAGCUCUGGGCCUUUACACUGGACUAUGACAUCUUGGAAAGGGAAAUCGCUGAGCCUCUCUUCCACCUCAAGCUGGCAAUGGAACAGCUGGCCGCCAGUCAGACCUUCAGGUGCAUUCUGGCCACAGUGCUGGCAGUUGGAAACUUCCUCAACGGGUGUAAGGCCCGUGGAUUUGAGCUGAGCUACCUGGGGAAGCUGUCCCAGGUCCGAGACACACACUCUCGUCGACCCCUGCUGCAUCACGUGUGUGUGCUGCUGCUGCAGCUGUACCCACAGUCCUCCGACCUCCACUCCGACAUCGCUGCCGUCACCCGAGCCAGCAAGUGUGACUACUCCCAGGUCCAGGCCAACCUCACCCAACUGGAGGCUCUCUGCAAAGCAUCAUGGGAACAGGUGCGUCUGCUGGACCGGGCGGAUGAGAAGAGGAGAGGAGGGGAGAAGGAGGGGGGAGGAACACAGGAGGGGAAGUUGCGACAGAGGCUGCCUAAAUUCCUGAAGGAGUGUGAGGAGAGACUGAAGGUUCUAAGAGCUGUCCACCGACGGGUCAUCAACAGGUUCCACUCCUUCAUGCUGUUCCUGGGCUACUCCAAAGCCAUGGUGAGAGAGACGAAGGCGGAGGACUUCUGCAAGACGGUCAGCGACUUUUCUCUGGAGUACCGGACCACUCGUCUGUCCAUCCUGGAGCAGAGAGAGAGGGGACGGGACCUGGAGAGAGGAGGACGGGACCUGGAGAGAGGAGGACGGGACCGCACACCUGGCACACCUGGACUCCACCAGAAACACCCACAGACUGAUCAGGACCAUGUGCCACAGAGUACAUUAGAUGAAGUGCUGAGGACCCCAGAAUCUAUCUUCAGGCUGAACCUGACUCUGCCCCGACAUCGCGGAAAGAAGAUAGAUAUUAAAAGUCCUUUCUCUCGGAGACCGAAGUGGUGACUUUUCAUUAGUUGCUAGUAUUUGGACAGGCGUCUUGAAAUGAUCAUAGAAAUAACAGUUGGUUGCCGCAUUAAACAAAAUCCCUAUGAUUAACUGGAAAUGUAUGUAGGC
Molecule: messenger RNA, 2475 nt
Organism: Osmerus eperlanus (European smelt)
Lineage: Eukaryota; Metazoa; Chordata; Actinopteri; Osmeriformes; Osmeridae
Product: FH1/FH2 domain-containing protein 1
Exons: 10
Coding region: 697-2364 (555 amino acids)
Biological process (GO): cortical actin cytoskeleton organization
Cellular component (GO): cytoskeleton; cytoplasm
Molecular function (GO): actin filament binding
Source: RefSeq, a predicted model, not a curated record